Lodderomyces theae is the source of this 1110-nucleotide messenger RNA. RefSeq names its product protein kinase (gene IME2). The transcript has a single exon. Bases 1 to 1110 code for a protein of 369 amino acids. The record is from RefSeq and is a predicted model, not a curated record. Gene Ontology annotation, biological process: protein phosphorylation; intracellular signal transduction. Gene Ontology annotation, cellular component: cytoplasm; nucleus. Gene Ontology annotation, molecular function: ATP binding; protein serine/threonine kinase activity. Lineage: Eukaryota; Fungi; Ascomycota; Pichiomycetes; Serinales; Debaryomycetaceae.
AUGUCAAACACAGGUCUUUCCUACUACAAUGAUUCUCCGCCAAACCAUGUCUCUGUCCAUUCAUAUCAUCAAAGAUACCAAAUAGUCAGCAAUCUUGGAAAUGGAAGUUUUGGCACUGUUGAGCUAGCCAGACUCAAGUUCCCCAAGGAAGAGUUGCUCAGCACACAGGUUCACAAAUCGGGAACAUUAUUGUAUCCACUAGAUGAUUCGAAACGCAACGAAUCCAAACUAGUUGCCAUCAAAACUAUGAAGAAAAGGCUCCCAUCAUUGCACGAUUAUGCAAAAGUCAAGGAGGUCAAAUUCAUUUCGAGUGUCCCCUCACAUCCCAACUUGGUGCAGAUAUUUGAAAUGUUUAUUGACGAUAUGGACCAUCAAUUGCACAUAACUAUGGAAGCGCUUAACCAGAACUUGUACCAGUUAAUAAAGUCUCGUAAAGGGGCCAGGUUCUCAUCAAUGACUUUAAGGAGUAUAUUGACGCAACUAUUGCAAGCAAUCAAGCAUAUUCACCACCAUCAGUAUUUUCAUCGCGACGUCAAACCUGAAAACAUUCUCGUUAUCCCAACUGCUCAGUACUAUGGAUCCAAAGCAUCCGUUCCACCAUACAGACGAAAUGAUAAUUUUGUCAUCAAGUUGGGAGACUAUGGUUUGGCGCGACAUGUAAAUACAAUGAGGCCAUACACCGGCUACGUCUCAACAAGAUGGUACAGAUCCCCCGAAAUACUAUUGAGACAAAACAAGUAUGGCUGUGAAAUUGAUGUCUGGGCCUAUGGCACAGUUGCAGCAGAAAUUGUCAACUUUGCGCCAUUAUUUCCAGGAGCUAACGAAGUCGACAUGCUCUGUAAAAUUAUUCAAACUUUAGGUAGUCCAUCGCUUCCAGGGAAAGUUGGGCAGGAGUACGUUGUUCCAGUCGGUGGAUACUGGCCCCAAGCUGCGGUGUUAAGCAAUGCUCUUGGGCACCAGUUACCUUUUGAUCGUGGAAUGAGUCGUGCGCAGAUUCUUCCUGACGCCGGACGUGAGUUGUGCGACACUAUAAUGUCAUGUUUGCAAUGGGACCCUAUCCUGAGACCAACGGCUCAAGAGCUUGCAUGCUUUGAGUAUUUUUCUGAUUAG